This is a messenger RNA of Chara braunii, 4546 nucleotides long. The record is from the annotation of a GenBank genome assembly. Lineage: Eukaryota; Viridiplantae; Streptophyta; Charophyceae; Charales; Characeae.
CGAGGCAGCAGCUAAGGCUGCCGAUGAAGAACGAAUUCAACGAUGCGAGAAGAUAUUCAGUGGAGAGUGAGCUUUGCUCACAAUGGCAGCGGACUGGUGGGCCAAGGCCGAGACAGGUGAGAUGGAAGAGAGUGAAAUCAAGACCUCCUGGCAACAUGCAUUACACAGCAGGAGGACAUCCACAACCUCAACGACGCGUUGGCUCAAGUCCACAGCCGCCUCCGACAGCUGGAGCAGCGACCCGUCGCCGCCCCCGAUGCCAGCUCUUCCAACACCUCCGAUCGCCUCUAGGCUUUGGAGAUUGACGUCGGAUCCCUCAAGGACGGCGUGCAGUUACAGCAAACCGCAACGCAACAGUUGGAGCAGCGGAUCUGUACUGCUGCCACCCACUCGAGAUCAGAACCCCGUGAGACAACUCCAAAGUUCGAUGAUCAGGAGAUCUUCUGAUACGAAGACGAAGACGGACCCGAUUCCAUGGUUCCGCAAGUUCGAGCUCAAGUUGCAGCUCCACCACGUCAGCGAACACAAGCAUCACGCGUACUUAUACUCCCGGUCGGGGGGCGCGUGCCAAGCAUGGUUGGACAAUCUCUUGUCCAAGUACGGAGUGGUAGCUGCCGACUUGCACACCAUGAUCAGCUGGGAUGAUCUAAAGGCGGCGUGGCAUAAGCGGUUCCAAGUAGAGCCGCCGGAGAUCAAGGCAAUGGACAAGCUGAUGACCUUUGAACAAGGCACGCUGCCGAGUGUUGACUGGAUUGCCGAGUACCAACUCUUGACAUCCAUCCCAGACAUUCAAAUGAGCUUCAAGGUCGUCAAACACUACUUCAUCUCGAGGUCGUGUACGACGUUGGGCAAUGCCUUGACUCAUGUCGAGGACACCCUGACGACAACGGCGGAGCUCUUCGACAAGGCUGCACAGAUCAUUGUCACGAACAAGGAGGCCAAGAACCUCCACCGUUCUUCUGCGGCAGGCCUGAGCAGAGAUCAGCAUCAGCCGAAAGUGGCCGUGGUGGCGGCGGCAACGCCAACCGACCAAAUUAGCGAGGCCGUGUCCGCCUAUGAAGGGGACAGACUCGCAGCCGCCCGGGAUGGUGGCCACCCCGGCAAAGGCCGAGGACGCAGCAAGGCGAAGACAAACACCGCAUCUAGCCCCGGGCCCGGCGCAACAGCUCCAUCCCCAUGGUCUCACCACGAGGAAGAGAGGGAUAUUUUUGUCGCUAAGUUGGCCUCCUCAACCCCAGAUCCUGCGGAGAAAGAAAUCUUGUUACAAGAAAAGAAAGCAGAACUACAUAAUAAAAUGGUGGCUGCAAAACGGCAGGAAUUUGAAGAAAAGAAAAGAUUGAAGGAAAUGGGGGAGAGGUUUCAACAGCAAUUGCAAGAGCAAAAGGAAAAACAAGCUGUUGCAGAUGAACGGCUGUCCCUCCUCACCGAUACCCUUCUCCAUACCAACAAACAGCUCGCCGCGUUGUCAAAGCAAGUACAAAAAGUUGAACAUCACCAGUUUGUGUUCGAAGGCGUCUGGGACUCCUUCCUGCAGAGGUCUGCACAGGAAGUGGAUAAACAUAUAAUAGCCUGUGUAGAAAAAUUGGAUGAACAAAUAAGCAAAAGAUUAUCUAACGCCGCCGUGGUAAAGAAACUAGUAGCUGGCGGCGGAGGAGAUGGAGGGGACGGAGAUGGAGAUGGAGGAGAUGGAGACAAGAAGAAGAAAGGAGUGCAACAAGAAGAAAUAGAGGAAGUAAGGAAGAUUAAAGUAAAAGUACCGUGGACUUACACGGGCAAGAAAGAAGAAAGUGUCUUACAUUGGAUUGCGGCAGUCGAAUCUUAUGUCUAUGGACAACACAUUCCAUAUUGGGACCGAGUCCUCAUGGCCAGCUCGUGUAUGGUUGGAGAUGCUAUGAGUUUCGCAAUCUCCUGGCAAAAGGAAGCAGGUUGUGCCUCCAUGGUGGAAUUCUCUCAGCAAACGCGAAUUGAAGACUUCUUUAAAGUUGUUCGAGAAAGGUCGAGGCUUGCCUCAUGUAGGCCUUUGCUCCAGGUCGGGUCUUUUUCGUCGAUUAGUCUCACUGGGUCCAUCAGCAGAGUGUCAGAUGAGGCACCCAACGAGGCAUGGGGCUCACAAAAUGUCAUGGCCAUGGGGAAUGCUAGAGAGCAGAGUGAUUUGCACACUUCGCUAGGCACUGGUGUUUCUUGGCGACAUUUUCAUGGAAGAGAAAUGAAAGCUACGAGCUCACCUGGGCGCUUAACUCUUGCAGGGAGUCGUACAAAACGUCCCAAUCCACUCGACAAUUUCAAGGACUACACUGAGGGUUGGGAUUUGAAUAAGAAGGAUUACAUCGCAUCUGCACUGUUCACUGGUGCUCCAGGGUAUGGCAUGUCUGCAGUUUGGAUCCUGUGGACAGUCCUCAAGCUACUGUAUAAGUGUGUGCAGUGCUGCCGUCGACGAGACAGUGAGGUUGUGAAUGAGCCCAAACCUACUCAGCUAACAAUUUUGACAUGCGUGGUACUCGUAUGCAUUCUGAUAACAAUCGUCGCGUGCGCAUUAACGUAUAGCGGGCAAAAGAAGUUCAAGGAAGAAUUCUGGGCUAGCGUGGAUGUCGCAGUGAAUAAGACAGAAGAGGUUCUUGGGUUAGUAAAAAAUGUGGGGCAACUACUGGGGGAGGCUGAGAAGAUACCUGUGAUAAGCGAGAAAUUGGGCCCGGACCUUCUCGGAUCACAGCAGAAGUUGGAGGAGAAGUCUGAAAAUGUACGGAAGGAGGUGACGAAUACCAAAACCGAGGGCCACAACUGGGAGAGGAUAAUUAUGAUAGUGGUGCUUGCAGUUAUAAGCUUUAUGCUGGUGGUAUUUGCGUUGAUGAUCACCUUCCUUGUUGCACGAUUGGAAACACUUGUGUCUAUUUCCUCCUUCUUCGGGUCGUUGAGUACGAUUAUCGGCUUCCUUAUGUUCGGCAUAUGCUUGGCAGUUUAUAACACAACAGGGGACACUUGUCUUGCAAUGAAGGAGUACUCGGAGCAGCCUCAGGCAGACUCCGCUUUCAAGGACCUCAUCCCCUGCAUACCGAAGGCGGAAGCAGAGGCGACGAUGACAAACCUAAGGCAAGUUAUUUACACAUCUGUAAUUGACAUCAAUGGACGGCUCGUACACGGCAAAGUGAACGACCCAUCGGGGAAGCAACUUGUCAUCUGCAAUCCCGUUGGGCCGCCGCCUGAGUACAACCGUAAGACGGAUUGUGAUGAAGGAGAAGUAGGCACAGACAACAUCAGUGUGUCAGGGGAAUGUGUCACAGGCAUUGCCUUCAACAAAACUAUCUGUGACAGUGAUCUGGCAAACAUAGCUUCCCUGGUGCUUCGCAUCGAUGACCUCUACCCACAGCUGGAAUUGUGGCGACUACUGGUUCCGGAUGCCAUCGCCUUGCGUACUUCAGUGGCGACACACGGCCACGGUCUGCGGUGUCGUCGACGCGGAAAACUGGAGAGGGUCAAUCCUCGCUGCACGUGUCCGCGCAUGGCGGUUCUACACUUCGGCGGCUGCGGACGGACGAUUCCAUCGGGGAGGACAUCGCUCAGGGGGGGUGGCGGAGGGCGAAUUGCAGGCGUGUCAUCGUUGUGGUCGCGUAGGUGGUGGCGGCAGGUGGGCUACGGGGGACACAUACGACAACAGCACGUCGUCUUUCGGCAUAGGGCGAGCUUCUGGACUUCUCGCCGUGUGCGAUGUCACAUUUGCGCUGUUGAGGGUCUACGCAAACAAGAUUUCCUGGCCUACGGGGUGCGGAAACACGUCGUGCUCCGGGUGUUUUUGGAGAAGGGUUUUCCCAAGUGUCACGACGCUGUCGACUGCACACACAUCUACGUCGACAAACCGGCGAACGCCCCCAGCGAGAACUACUUCGACCGCAAGCACUGUUUCUCCGUCGUUGCGCAGGUCGUGGUCGACCUGGGUCUGCGCGUUCUGGACUUGUUCGUCGGGUAUCCCAGGAGCUGCCAUGACAUAAGGGUGAUCCAGUUGUCUAGUUUGUCGUGGUGCGCAGAAGACGGAACGAUGUUUCAUGGGCCUCCUGUGAUGCUGUCGGGCGGGAUGAGGACAAAUGGAUAUAUCUUAGGCGACAACGGGUACCCUCCUUCGGAAUGGGUAGUGGUGCCGUACGGCGGAAUCAAUCAGCCCCCCGAUGAGGAAAGGUUCGACACGAAGCAGAAUGUCACAAGAGAGGCUGUGGAGAGGGCGUUCGGACGGUGGAAAGGGAUGUGGAGGCUCUUCCUGCGGGCGCACAAGACCAACCUGGACACUCUGCCGCAGCAGUUCACGGUCGUCUGCAUACUACACAGCAUUCUCCUCGAUGCUGGUAUCGAGUUCGACGAGAAUCUGCUAUGGGAGGUCGACACGGACGGGGUGCGGCACCGAGUGGAUCUAGGGAUUCAUCUUCCCCCGCAGCCAGUCAUCAAUUCCACUUCCACGACCGAGGCGAUCACGCUCCGGAACGCUCUAACAAAGCGAAUGAAGCACAUGUAAUCCGCGAUACGACCUGGUUGUUUCUCACAAUGAAAGUACCAUGUUCAU